Messenger RNA from Daphnia magna, 1062 nucleotides. RefSeq lists its product as uncharacterized. The transcript has a single exon. Lineage: Eukaryota; Metazoa; Arthropoda; Branchiopoda; Diplostraca; Daphniidae. The record is from RefSeq and is a predicted model, not a curated record. The coding region runs from base 1 to 1062 and encodes 353 amino acids.
AUGCGGCUACACAGCAAAUAUUUUGCAGCAAUAAUUGCUGGACCAGACGGCCCAGACAAGGAGCAAGCAAAAAACUGGGCCACGGUCCUUCAUGACAGUUAUAAAAAAAUCUUUGGAGAAAUUGAUUCCUACGUGAAAAUAAAGAUUGCUGAAACUACGCUGGCCGUUCAACAACUGUUGGAGAUACAAGCUGCUAACACCACACAGCAAUUGCUAAACGCUCAGAAAGUGCUCUCCGAGGCUCAAACGGCCACAGCUGCUCAAAAACAAAAAGAAGCGCUUAAGCGACGAUACGAGAUGGAAGAUGAAGAAAUAGCGAAGAAAAGAUUGGCUGAAGACGAAGCAAGAGCUGCUGAAAGAGAUAGAUUGGAUCAAAAGCCCCGCGAAAAAAAUACGCCCCGUACUUCAACGCCAAAUAAAGAUUUGGGUAAAAAGACCACUGACCAGACAGACCUGUCAUUCAUCGAAAACGAAAUUUCAACUUGUAGAAAGUACAACAACACAGGACGUCAAGACGCGUCAGCAAUUCCAAAUGCAGUUGAUGCAUGGAUCUUCCUGCCGUUCCAACCUGUAACACCACUAUCUGGAGGAGCCGACGCUAUGGUUACGAUGGCCAUGUUGGCCAAAAUGAAACCGUUUGGAGGAGAACCACGAGACUGGCCAGUCUUCAUACAAACGGUGAAAAGCAUGGUUCACGACGUUUUCCCAGCAGACAUACAACGAUUGACGAUGCUGUCAACGAUGCUUUCUCCACACCUUAAAGAAGGAAUGAGUCAAAUCGUUGUAACGCCUCAAGCGUACCGUGCAGCGCUAAUAGAACUGCAUAAAAAGUAUGGCCACCCCCACUUAGUGGUACGCUCCUACAUCCAACAUCUUAUGGCAAUCCAACUAUGCCGAGGUGGAAAGGAGCUAGAAACCUUCUCGUCGCAGCUGCAUGGAGCAGUCGCCACUCUGGACGCCGCCGGUUACGGACAUGAACUGGAAUCCAGCGUCGCACUCGAAGGCUUAGUAACAAAACUACCAGAUAGUUUGCUGUCAAGAUGGGGAAGACAAGUUACAUGA